UAUUCGUUCGUGCGAGUACUCACUGACAUGGAAAGAUUCUCAAUAUUACCUUCUGUGGCAGGAAUGCGGGUGGCGAUACCUGGGCUGGCUAUUCAGGUUGCGCAGCAGAAACCCACGACGACUCUUGUAACCACUUCGUUGCAGCUAACCCUGAUAAGCUCAAGGAAGUUUUCUAUCUUAUCAAUUCCGUGAGAGUUUACCAGAACGGCGCCGGCAGUGAUCUCCCGAAGAACAGCCUCGCAUCCGAGAUAGCUCAAACAGUCCUCAACUCUACAACCACUGCAAAGCAAGCUGUCAUUCCAGUUCCAACGACUACCAUCACCACUUCGAACAAUCUCAUGGCUUUGCCUACAACAAUGAUUCACAGUACUAACUGCGGCUCAUACGACCCGUCAACAUCUGCUACAACCCCAACCACUCUUGCCUCUUUCUACGGCAAGCGUCUUCCAGCGCCGGCUUCCGAGACAGACCCUGAAGUGGUUUUAAUAACAACUAUCGUCACGACAACGAAAAUCGUGACGCUGCCUGCGACUCGGACUGGUGGUGAUAAUUACAGCCCGUACGAGCCUUCCGCCUCGAGAACACUCACCUCUUCCUACACUGGACAUCUCUCCGCGAUGGCUUCAGAGGCAGCUCCCAUGACUAUCACAAUCACCACGGUCAUAACGAUAACGAAGGUCAUGACUUUGCCUGCGACUUUGACUGGCGGCAACAACUACGGUCCUUAUGACCCAUCGACGGCGGCUGUCAAGCCUACUGGCACAACCAUUGGCGGCAUAAACUACGUUCCCUUUGAUCCGUCGGUUACGUCUAUCAAGCUCGUAGGCACAACCACUGGUGGCAUCAAUUAUAGCCCUUACGAUCCAUUGGCAACAUCCGCGCAGCUUGGUGCAUCAACUGCCACUGGAGCUGUAUCGGCGAAGGCGGUCCAUGUCUGCGGAUGAUGUGGGAGCAUAUAUCGCGCACAAAUAGGGCUCUAUUUUCGUUCAUGUAUACCAAGGCGCCAUAGACAGAAACAUGAGAUGGAGAUCACAAUGUACGGAUAAAUGAGCAAAAGCGGCAGGACAGGCGCAGCGAUUUGAUAUCAAGAUACACCAUACAAAUGCAGAGAUACAUAGGUG
Messenger RNA from Alternaria alternata, 1121 nucleotides. RefSeq lists its product as hypothetical. Bases 339 to 944 code for a protein of 201 amino acids. NCBI's taxonomy places the organism in Eukaryota, Fungi, Ascomycota, Dothideomycetes, Pleosporales, Pleosporaceae. The transcript has a single exon. The record is from RefSeq and is a predicted model, not a curated record.